Aspergillus japonicus CBS 114.51 is the source of this 1503-nucleotide messenger RNA. RefSeq lists its product as uncharacterized. The transcript has a single exon. NCBI's taxonomy places the organism in Eukaryota, Fungi, Ascomycota, Eurotiomycetes, Eurotiales, Aspergillaceae. The record is from RefSeq and is a predicted model, not a curated record. Bases 136 to 1503 code for a protein of 455 amino acids.
GAUGUUUUUCUUCCGAACUGACAUCGGACCAAGCCUGUCCGCGCGACAUGUGAAACUCUCCUCCGCUCCCUUCCUCCCUCUCCUUCGACCAUAACAAUCACAAAAAAUAGUACCUACUAUAAUUCUAAAGCAACAAUGGCCCAAUUGAGCCUCCUCAACACAACCUGGACAUUACACCGACUCUCCCCGCUCCACCAUGGCAAAGAAUUCCCCUCCCUCCUCGACAACAACCACGCCCUGAAGACCUACGCCGCCCGCCUUCGCGACCACCUCACCGGCACCUCCUCCGUCUCAGGCGCAACCUUCCAGAUAGGCGGCGGCGGCGGCGCCUCCGACGAGACAGACCCGUCAUCUGCUUCCAAAACCGGCGCCUUACUCUCCUGCACCUGGGAACCCAUCCCCACACUCUCCCUGUCCGGCCAUACCACCACCACCGGGGCCAUAUCCAACGCGAACCCCUCGCCCUCGCCCUCGCCCUCGCCCUCCUCCCCCUCCACAAACACCACCACCACAAACAAUAACAACACCACCGCCACCAACGACCCAACGCCCCAACGCCCCCGCGGCCGCCCGCGGCGCCCCGCAACCACGCCCGGCACCCCCGGCGCCGGCAUCCUAAUCACGCUGACCUACGAAACGCAAACCUACCGCGCGGCCCUCCUCACGCCCUCCGCCGUAUCCUCCACCACCCCAAAACCAACAACCUCGCCGUCAAGCGCCAGCGCCGCACCGCACCGAACCCUCCGCUCGCACGCCCACACCCAAACCACCCACCUCCCGCUCCUCCUCACCAAGCUCCCCGCCCCGCUCCGCCAGACCCUUUUGGGGUUCUUGUCCGCGACGUUCGACACGUACGCCGCGGGCUUGACGCUCCCGUCUGGGUUUUUGGGGAGGAUGUUGGAGGGGUAUCUCUCCUGCCUCGGGGGGGAGGUUCGCUCCGCCGGAAGUGGGGCUUCCGGUUCCGGAGAAGAGGUCGUCGGGGCGGUGGUUCGGGAUGUGCAUUUCAUGUUGGGGUUUCAGGGGCCCGUGGCGCCGGGGUUGCGCGGGUUGGAUGUUUGUGUGCCGCGCGGGGUGGUGGGGGGUCUGGUUGCGGGGGGGGUUGCAGAUCAGCUGGGGGGUGAGGAUGUGUUGGGGAAGAUUGCGGGGUAUUUGGAUACGCAUUUGGCGAUGCGAGUGGAUUUGAAAGAGGGGAGGGGGCUUGGGGGGGAAGGUGGGGAUGUGGUGAGGGUGACGAGGGUCAGUUGUGGGGGGUUUAUGCUGGGCGCGGAUGGGAAGAUGAAGCUGGUUGGCGUUGCUGGUGCUGGUGCUGGUGCCGGUGCUGGGCAGGCAGGUGCUGAGGAUGAUGAUGAGGAGGACGAGGAUGAGAGGGGGGUUCCUCCUGUUGCUGCUGGCGCUACUGCGUUGAGUCUUAAGGAUCGGGUUGCCUUACGCGCCGCGGAGAUGCUGCUUCUAGAUGUAUUGCGGAGGGCAGCCGGGGGGGAGGGUGAGAGUCAUGGGUCUUGA